AGAAUAAUUUACGAAUCAUUUUGACGUUUCACCCAAUAACCCCUGCAUCUUUGUAUGAGCUUUGCUCAACCUCCUUAUCAGGUCUGCAAUAGCUUACUCUCAUCUCAGAUAAACCGCACAAGUCACGCCUCGCCUCAUCAUUCAUGCAUCAUAUCGGGAAUUCGCCUAGGUCGUCGCCGAUACUGACAGUGAAAUGUCUCAGACGGUCGCGCGAUUUUGUCUUUUUGAAACUCCGACCUCCACCUUGCAGAAGAACGAUGGCAGUUUCCGAAAUGGCUGAUGCGUGAAUGGGAGAGAAGGUGACCUGGUCAUGCGCUUGUGACCAUGCCGUGUGACGGGCGACAACGGUAUCGGAGCAAAAUGCUCUGACGCCCAUCGCCUCCAUCCCAUCUCCUCCAUCCCAUCUUCCAUUGUCAUCAUCAAUGACAUUGCAGUACGCUCGCAGAUCCAGCAUUAUCGACCCCAUGUCCAAUGCUAUGUCCAUUCAAAGCACUGUGGAUGGGCUCAGUGGAGCUCAAGCUCCCAAUACUCAUGGAAUUCUCGCAAACUCCACCGAGGCGAUACAGCGUCUCAUUACAAGAUUCCCAUACGCCUCUAGUCCUCAGGCUCUGACUAAGCCUGGCCCAUUGUUGCCCCUCGAGGUCCUCAAUAUGUCGAUCUACCAUGUUCGGGGUGAUGGCCAUCGAGAUGCGCUCGCAUCUCUCCGACUCGUCUCUAAAGCAUUUGAAAAAAUUGCCACUCCCAUUUUCUUUGAAGACCUCACCCUCACGCGACGCAACUUUUUCGACGCGAUGCCUCUCGCCACGACCUCCAAAGAGCGUUCCCAUGAGCAUGCGGAGCAGCGUAAAGCUCGACUUAUGGGCUACGUCAAGCGAUUGACUGUCAAGAGUCUGCCCGUGGGAUCUUCCCUUCGGGCUUGGUCCCAAUCACAGGUGCUGGCACCGAAAAACUCUGUAAUUUUCAAGUCGAUUGAUUCCCUCAAUUUUCAAUGUGUACCGUGGACAAUGAAGAAGCCUUGUGGUGUUAAAUGGUUUGCUGGGCAAAUUCACCACUUCUUCCCAGAAGAUCAGCUCCGCCUGGUCACACUCGGUUUCGUUGGCAAAAUGGACGACGUCUUCGAUAUCAAGGUGACCGAUACACUAUUCACACGACUCAGCCCCGUUGUCCGCCAGUGCACGAUCGAAUACCUGCUUCCAGCUGGUAGGAUGCCGCACGUUGUCCCAGGCGCUCCACGACAUGUCUUGUCCUUGCGUAGUGGUGAGUGAUCGAGAUAACAUCUUUCCAGUAUUUCUGCUGACCUACUUAGGCGGACGCAUGCUAGCCAUAGACGUCAUCAGGGAUAUCGUACACAUGGCCGAUACUUAUGUCGACAGCAUAGAAGGAGACGGCACCGAAGGCGACGUACCAAACCCAUGCUACCUACCUGCCGAAU
Kockovaella imperatae is the source of this 1432-nucleotide messenger RNA. RefSeq lists its product as hypothetical. The coding region runs from base 423 to 1265 and encodes 280 amino acids. The record is from RefSeq and is a predicted model, not a curated record. NCBI's taxonomy places the organism in Eukaryota, Fungi, Basidiomycota, Tremellomycetes, Tremellales, Cuniculitremaceae. The transcript has 2 exons.